This is a messenger RNA of Strongylus vulgaris, 432 nucleotides long. The record is from the annotation of a GenBank genome assembly. NCBI's taxonomy places the organism in Eukaryota, Metazoa, Nematoda, Chromadorea, Rhabditida, Strongylidae.
AUGCAGGUGGCAGUAGGUGCUAUGCGUUCGCCUACCAUGAAACCAAGAAGUUCUGCAUUGUCUACAGAUGCGUGUCCUGUUGUAAAGAAGGUUGCCAUACGCAAGUGGAUAAAGCCGUUGCAGCAGAGGCCGAGACGUGGUUUAUUAAUGAUUAAUGAAAUGUACAUGCCGUCUACAGUUCGCCUACCUAAACUGAGAGCGUAUCAAAAUGCCAAGGAGAUCCAAGUUACUGCUAGAUCAAAAGCAGCUAUACCCUUAGUUGCUGAUCACAGAAAGCCGUUGCAGCAGAGGCCGAGACGUGGUUUAUUAAUGAUUAAUGAAACGUACAUGCCGUCUACAGUUCGCCUACCUAAACUGAGAGGGUAUCAAAAUGCCAAGGAGAUCCAAGUUACUGCUAGAUCAAAAGCAGCUAUACCCUUAGUUGCUGAUCAC